This is a messenger RNA of Ornithorhynchus anatinus (platypus), 3271 nucleotides long. Its product is annotated as adhesion G-protein coupled receptor G7-like. Gene Ontology annotation, biological process: cell surface receptor signaling pathway; G protein-coupled receptor signaling pathway. Gene Ontology annotation, molecular function: G protein-coupled receptor activity. The transcript is spliced from 15 exons. Gene Ontology annotation, cellular component: membrane. The record is from RefSeq and is a predicted model, not a curated record. NCBI's taxonomy places the organism in Eukaryota, Metazoa, Chordata, Mammalia, Monotremata, Ornithorhynchidae. The coding region runs from base 252 to 2276 and encodes 674 amino acids.
AAGACAAUAACCCUCACUGGUACUGCCGGAAUGGAGGGACCUGGGAGAAAGAAAAAUGCAAAUGCCCAAAUGGAUGGGCAGGAGAAAGGUGUGAGAAAGUUAAUUUCUGUAGGAGCAGCAUUUACAGUGGGUUCAACUUUACCAGAAUUCCUGCAGGCACCACUGGUUAUUCCAAUGAAAUCUGUGAGAAAGGUACAGCAAAUGAGGGAACCUCAAAGGCAAUCCGGACAUGUGUCAUCACUAAUAAUGGAAUGCUUACAUUAGGGAAUGUUUCGAUACUGGACUGCAGUCAGAAUCUGUCAUUGCUGGAAAUCGAGUCACUGAAGAAGGAAAACUUCACAAAACAGUCUCAGAGUAUUUCCAGUAACGCUCAGAUCCUAACCUCUGACCCAUCUCAAUUGACUCCGGAAGAAGUCAAAAGUGCUACUGUAAUUGUGGAGCAGAUGUUUGAUACAUCCCAAAAUGCCACAGCAGAGGCCAAAGAAACUGCAGUGAAAACAGUGAGCCAGCUACUAAGUGUCAGUGAAACCUCACUUGAGAGAUCUGCAAUUGAAAACUUCACAGCCCUGCUUGAGGGCCUGAAGAACUAUUCCUUGGAGCUGGGGAAAGCUGAAGCAAUAGUGGAGCCCAAUAUUGCUGUUCAGUCUGUUAAUUUAUCCCAAAAUGGCUCUACUGAGAUUUCAACAGUUCUUUUAAGUGUACGGCAAGAGCCUGGUACCGGCUUUCUGCCAAACACAUCUAUCAAUACGACCGUAAACUCAAUCAUUCCCAAUGACGACGUGGAGCUCCAGAUAUUAAUCAAUGUCAGUUCAGGAAAUAAAAGCGGGAGCCCAAAAGUCGGUUUUGUUGUAUAUGAAAAUGACAAACUUUUCCAUGCAAGCAUGCUCCCCAAAGAGCUAAAUUACGUCAAAAGAGUUAUAUCAGCCACAGGUGGUACUCUAAAUGCGACUGUUGAAAUGCUCAUCAAACCACAAUUCAAUAAUGUGAGUUUUCAGCUACAUCAUUAUACCUGUGUCUUUUGGAACUUGACAACGAACUCAUGGGAUACUAGAGGCUGUGUAAAGCAGUCGUGUACCACGGGAUUCCUGAAGUGUUAUUGUAACCACACUACCAACUUCGCUGUGUUGAUGAAUUUCAAGAAGAGAUACGAGUACUUUAAAUCUCUGGAUACACUGUCUAAAAUUGGUAGUGGACUGUCCAUUUGCAGCCUGAUCUUGACAAUCUUAUUCCAAGUCGCCACCAGGAAAACCAGGAAGACCUCUGUAACCUGGGUAUUUGUGAGCCUCUGCACAUCUAUGCUGAUUUUCAACUUGCUCUUUGUCAGCGGAAUAGAAAACUCAAACAAAAAUGAAAAUAAAACUGAGGAUAAUAAUAUGGAUGGAUCCAUUUACAGAAACAAACACUGUAAUGAGACACAGGAUGUAGUACAAACUCCCGAAAAUGCUGUUUGCACAGUAAUAGCUGCCUUUUUGCACUAUUUUCUGCUGGUCACAUUUACGUGGACUGGACUCAAUGCUGUGCAACUGUACUUUCUCCUGCUUAGAGCCAUAAAGCCUCUCCCCUCCCACUUCACUCUAAUCUUGUCUCUUGUUGGAUGGGGAGCUCCAGCUGUUGUGGUGGCCAUCACACUGGGAGUUGCCUACAGCGGUAAUAAUGGGGGAGCCUUGUGGUAUAGGAAAGAAGAACUCUGCUGGCUUGCCGGUUCAGAGGAUGGGCCUCCAGAAGAAAGUAAUCGUCUUGGAAUAAGGAACCCAAUGCUGUGGUCAUUCAUUGUUCCUGUGACCCUCAUCCUCAUCAGUAAUGCUGUCAUCUUUAUCAUCAUCACAGUCAAUGUACUCUGGAAGGAAAACCAGAACCUGACAAAAAACAAAAAGAUUUCAGCCAUGAAGAAGACUCUAAGUACAUUAUCAAUUGCUGUGGUUUUUGGAUUGACUUGGAUCCUAGGUUACUUGAUGAUGCUGGGUGAUAAAAACAUGCAGUAUAUCUUCAGCUUUGCAUUUUGCUUUUUAAACAGCACCCAGGGUUUGCAAAUUUUUAUUUUCUACGCUGUUCGAACCAAAAUAUUCCAGGACAAAGCAUCUGAACUGUUCAAGUCAAUGUCUGAAUCUACUGCAAAGCUGAGGUCAAUGUCAAGAGAUAACCCAAUUCCUCUGCAUGUGAAGAUGUAUAAUAUGCUCAAACCAUUUCCAGCAAGAAAAGAACACUUUAGAAUGUUUGAACCUUCCACAGAGGAGGUGAACCUGACUGAAAGUAACCAAAGUUUCUCAACUAGAUAAAGUUGUAAAAUUGGAUUUUGUCAUAUAUUCUUAUCUAGACACAAAUCAUCUUGAAAUGAUAUAAUUCCUCCCCAUCUCUUCAAGCAGCUCUCUUGCUGCUCGGGGUUGUAAUUUUCUGUCGAAACGAAGUGUAGUUCCAGCCAUAUUCAGUGCACGGUUCAGUCAGCGUGAACAUGGUCAAGACAGUUUGUAAGUGGUCGCUGUGAGCUGCCCGUGAAGAAAUGACUCAGAGUUCACCGUGAUGAGUUACACUGUUUGACUGUUGGACAUAUCUGAGGCUGGUCUCUUCCUAACUUAACUUUAAGUGUUGGCCAGACUGAUGUAGUCUGUGGAGAACUGGUUUGGCCCAAGCCCACGGCAGCUCCAAGGAUGCCCCAAACACUCCCUAGGCUAAACCAUAUUCCCACCUGGGACCAGGUCAGUCUGCUUUAGCUAAAGCCAAUCAGAGUGGAUUUCCCACACCCUCAUUUGUCUGGGCUCUAACAGAGCUGAACUAUCGGAAUUCAACCUUCCCUGCCUGUCAGCCUCACUCCUCCCAUCCUCCCACUCCAUCCCCACCUCUAUCACUUUCUACCUUUCCUCUCAACUACCCUGCUCUCUUCCACUUCCCCCUCUCAUAGCCGAGUUCACUACUACCACUUUAAGCGAGGAGAUUCGUUUCCUUUACGAUCAUGUUGGAUAAAUUUGGUGAGGCGAUGACCACUAGCCAUAAAGUAAAUCCAACUUAAAGAAGUCUCUGUGGCCACCCUCUGGUGUUCCCAACUGGACACGAUAGCUGAUUUUAAGAAAAACAUCGAUGUAGCCUAUUUAGUCAUUGGUAAUCAAAGAAAGCACCUUAGCCAAACCCUUUUAUGGAACAACAAUGACCAGGAGUUUCCUCUCAGAGCAAAACUGCUUUCAGCAGGCACUCCUCAGCUUGAUUGCUAUCAUAGAGUUUGUGCUUCAUGUUGUUUUUACAUUUGAUUUAUUCCCAAUAAAAUGUUUGCAACACACUG